AUGGAUUUUGGGGGGUUCCGGGCAGUCAACGGCUGCACGUUCCGCGUCGAAGAAAACAGUAUAACUGGCUUGAUUGGGCCCAACGGGGCAGGGAAAACAACGCUCUUCAACCUGAUUGCAGGGGCUUUGACGCCAACGAGCGGCGCCAUUCGUUUUCUGGGUGAGGACGUGACGGGCCUUGCCAGUCAUCAGCUGUUUCACAAGGGUCUCGUCCGUACGUUCCAGAUCCCGCACGAGUUUCACAAGCUGACCGCGCUGGAAAACCUGAUGAUGGUGCCGCCCUCGCAACCAGGUGAAAGUCUGUUUGCCAACUGGGUUGCCUGGAGCCGCGUCAGGUCCACGGAAAGAGACGUGGAGAGCAGGGCUUACGAGACGCUCGAGUUUCUGGAGUUGACGCAUGUCGCCCACGAGCGCGCCGGCAAUCUUUCCGGAGGGCAGAAGAAGCUUCUCGAGCUCGGCCGGACGAUGAUGACCGACGCCAGAUUGGUCCUGCUGGACGAACCGGCCGCCGGUGUGAACCGGACAUUGCUGCGAAAACUCGAAACCAAGAUCGAGAUUCUCAACAAGGAACGCGGUUACACCUUUAUCUUGAUCGAACACGACAUGGAGAUGAUCGAAAAGCUUUGCGAUCCGGUCGUUUGUAUGGCGGAAGGCAAGGUGCUGAUCGAAGGCGAUUUCCAGGCAGUCCGCUCCGAUCCGCAGGACGUGUCGUUGACCGUGGCCCAGGACGAGAUUGUCGUGAUUGUCGGUCCGAACGGUGCCGGGAAAUCAACGGCGAUGAAGUCGGUUUUCGGUCUUCUUACAAUUCGCGGCGGCAAGAUGCUGUUUGACGAGGAUGACAUCACUGGCUGGGUACCGAACCGCAUCGUUCAGCGCGGGAUUUGUUACGUGCCUCAGGUCGACAAUAUCUUCCGGGAAAUGUCUAUUCACGAGAACCUCGAAAUGGGCGGUUUCCUGAAGACCGGCGAUUUGUCGGCAGCCUAUGACCGGGUCUACACGCUGUUUCCGGAUCUCAAGGAACGACGCAAGACCAUGGCAGGCAGUCUGUCCGGCGGACAGCGCCAGAUGGUCGCCAUGGGGCGGGCAUUGAUGCUCGAUCCCAAGCUUCUCCUGCUGGACGAACCUCGCCGAAAUGUUUCUGGGUGGGUGAUCGGUAUGGACCUGUUCGAACUUGUCAAUUUCUACGUUGUGCCGGGCAUUGUUCUCGGUUCGAUCUAUGCGCUCGGUGCCGUCGGCAUCACGCUGAUUUUCGCAAUCCUGCGCUAUGCACAUCUGGCGCAUGGUGAUCUGGCGACCCUUGGUGCCUUUAUCGCGCUGGCGGCGGUCACGGGCAUGGGUGUGUCACCCUAUGUUGCGCUUCCGAUCGCCGUUCUCGGCACUGCCGCCGUUGCGGUCGGCAUCGACAAGGUCUUUUACGAGCACUUGCGCGAGCGUCCCAAGAUCGUGACCGUGAUGGCCUCGCUUGGCAUCGCGCUGAUGAUCCGGGCGGUGGUUCAGGUCGUUUGGGGUGUCGAUACCCAGACCUAUUCGCGCGGCAUUGUCCGUCCUGAGGAUUAUUUCGGUAUCCGCAUUCGCGACCGCGAGAUCUAUACGCUCCUGGCGAUGGUGGUCCUGGUGGGUGUUUUGCAGCUCUUCCUGACGCGAUCCAAAUGGGGCAAGGCGAUGCGUGCCAUGUCCGACAACCCGAAUCUGGCGCUGCUUUCCGGUAUCGACAACAAGAAGGUUGUCAUGCUGACAUGGGUGAUCGCCGGCGGCCUCUGCGCGGCGUCCGGUUUCUUUCUUGGCAUCAAUACGGAACUGAAAGCCAUGAUGGGCUGGCACAUGCUGCUGCCGAUGUUCGCCGCGGCCAUUCUUGGCGGCGUCGGCAGGGUUGAGGGAGCCGUACUCGGCGGUCUGAUCGUGGGGAUCGCUGAAGAACUCUCGGUUCUUGUCAUCCCGAGUGAAUACAAGGCUGCGAUGGCGUUCGCCAUUUUGCUGUUCAUGCUGCUUGUGCGCCCGACCGGGCUGCUCAAGGGCAAGGUUCUGUAA
Molecule: messenger RNA, 2028 nt
Organism: Effrenium voratum
Lineage: Eukaryota; Dinophyceae; Suessiales; Symbiodiniaceae
Source: the annotation of a GenBank genome assembly